Messenger RNA from Microtus oregoni (creeping vole), 3978 nucleotides. RefSeq names its product immunoglobulin superfamily member 9 (gene Igsf9). Gene Ontology annotation, molecular function: protein binding. Bases 301 to 3822 code for a protein of 1173 amino acids. NCBI's taxonomy places the organism in Eukaryota, Metazoa, Chordata, Mammalia, Rodentia, Cricetidae. The record is from RefSeq and is a predicted model, not a curated record. Gene Ontology annotation, biological process: cell-cell adhesion. The transcript has 21 exons.
GUGCUCUCCCCAGGUGCUUCUGCUCCUGGCUCAGAUUUCAACCUUCGAUGCCUCCUUUGUGGCACGCUUGUUCGAAAAGGGGAGAAGGCCACGGAUCUGGUGGCUCUCCAGACUGGAACUGCUCUCUCAGGUGUUGCGCGAGCUAGGCAUUAACUGGAAGAGUGAGAGCCGAAACUGGUUGCCUGAGGCGGAUCAGAAGGACCGAUGCUCUCUGGGAUUGCUGGGCAGCAGACAUCCUUCCGGCCCCUCCGUCUAGGCUCCUUUGGAUAGGAGGGGCCGGGUGAGCAGGCCAGCUGGGCUAUGAUUUGGUGUCUCAGUCUGACCAUCCUCAGCCUGGUCAUCAGCCAGGGGGCUGACGGUCGAAGGAAGCCUGAGGUGGUCUCUGUGGUGGGCCGGGCUGGGGAGAGUGCAGUUCUGGGCUGUGACUUGCUGCCUCCAACUGGCCGUCCCCCUCUGCAUGUCAUCGAGUGGCUGCGCUUUGGAUUCCUGCUUCCCAUCUUCAUCCAGUUCGGCCUCUACUCUCCCCGAAUUGACCCUGAUUAUGUGGGACGAGUCCGACUGCAGACCGGAGCAUCUCUCCAGAUUGACGGGCUCCGGGUGGAAGACCAGGGCUGGUACGAGUGUCGUGUGCUCUUCCUGGACCAGCACAACCCUGAACAGGAUUUUGCCAAUGGCUCCUGGGUGCACCUGACAGUCAAUUCGCCCCCUCAGUUCCAGGAGACUCCUCCCUUAGUACUGGAAGUGAAGGAACUGGAGGCUGUUACCUUGCGUUGUGUGGCCCGGGGCAGCCCCCAGCCUUACGUGACCUGGAAAUUCCGAGGACAGGACCUUGGCAAGGGCCAGGGUCAGGUGCAAAACGGGACACUGUGGAUCCGCCGGGUGCAGCGAGGCAGCGCUGGAGACUACACCUGCCAAGCCUCCAGCACGGAGGGCAGCGUCACCCAUACUACACAACUGCUGGUGCUAGGGCCGCCUGUCAUUGUGGUGCCCCCCAACAACAGCACGGUCAAUGCCUCCCAGGAUGUUUCUUUGGCUUGCCAGGCUGAGGCAUACCCCGCUAACCUCACCUACAGCUGGUUCCAGGAUGGCAUCAAUGUCUUCCACAUUAGCCGCCUACAGUCUCGAGUGCGGAUCCUGGUCGAUGGAAGCCUGUGGGUCCAGGCUGCUCAGCCCGAUGACGCUGGCCACUAUACUUGUGUGCCCAGCAAUAGCUUUCCGCAUCCACCCUCCGCUUCUGCCUAUCUCACUGUGCUCUACCCAGCACAGGUGACAGUCAUGCCUCCCGAGACACCCCUGCCCAUUGGCAUGCGGGGGGUGAUCCAGUGUCCAGUGCGUGCUAAUCCCCCACUGCUGUUUGUCACCUGGACCAAAGAUGGGCAGGCCUUGCAGCUGGACAAGUUCCCUGGCUGGUCGCAGGGCCCAGAGGGCUCCCUCAUCAUUGCCCUGGGGAAUGAGGAUGCCUUGGGAGAAUACACCUGUACCCCCUACAACAGCCUUGGUACUGCUGGACCCUCCUCCGUGACCCGAGUGCUGCUCAAGGCUCCCCCAGCUUUUAUAGACCAGCCCAAGGAAGAGUAUUUCCAAGAAGUGGGGAGAGAGUUACUCAUCCCCUGUUCCGCCCGAGGAGACCCUCCUCCUACUGUGUCUUGGGCCAAGGUGGGCCGGGGGCUGCAGGGCCAGGCCCAGGUGGACAGCAACAGCAGCCUCAUCCUUCGACCCCUGACCAAGGAGGCCCAUGGACGAUGGGAAUGCCGUGCCAGCAACGCUGUAGCCCAAGUGGCUGCUUCUACCAAUGUCUAUGUGCUAGGCACCAGCCCCCAUGUCGUCACCAAUGUGUCUGUGGUACCUUUACCCAAGGGUGCCAAUGUCUCUUGGGAGCCUGGCUUUGAUGGUGGUUAUCUGCAGAGAUUCAGUGUCUGGUAUACCCCACUGGCCAAACGUCCUGAUCGAGCCCACCAUGACUGGGUAUCUAUGGCUGUGCCUAUGGGGGCUACACACCUCCUAGUGCCAGGGCUGCAACCCCAUACUCAAUACCAGUUCAGUGUCCUUGCUCAGAAUAAGCUGGGCAGUGGGCCCUUCAGCGAGAUUGUCCUGUCUAUACCAGAAGGGCUUCCUACCACACCAGCUGCCUCCAGGCUUCCUCCGACCGAGGUGCCACCUCCUCUAUCCCCUCCUAGAGGUUUGGUGGCAGUGCGGACACCCCGGGGGGUACUGCUGCAUUGGGAUCCUCCAGAACUCAUCCCUAAGAGACUGGAUGGCUAUGUCCUGGAAGGACGGCAAGGCUCCCAGGACUGGGAGAUACUGGACCAGGCUGUGGCAGGCACAGAAAUCCAGCUGCUGGUACCUGGCCUCAUCAAGGAUACUCUCUAUGAGUUCCGCCUCGCGGCAUUCGCUGAUGACUAUGUCAGUGGUCCCAGCAACAUAGCCAACAUCUCCACCUCUGGCCUGGAGGUGUACCCUUCCCGAACACAGCUACCAGGUCUCCUGCCCCAGCCUGUAUUAGCUGGUGUUGUGGGUGGGGUCUGUUUCUUGGGCGUGGCAGUCCUUGUGAGCAUCCUGGCUGCUUGCCUCAUGAAUCGGCGCAGGGCUGCCCGCCGCCACAGAAAACGCCUGCGCCAGGAUCCACCUCUGAUCUUCUCCCCACCGAGGAAGUCAGGCACGCACUCUGCUCCUGGCUCAGGCAGCCCUGACAGCGUGACCAAGUUGAAGCUCCAGGGCUCUCCGGUCCCCAGCCUACGUCAGAGUCUGCUCUGGGGGGAACCUGCCCGACCUCCUAGCCCCCACCCGGAUUCUCCAAUUGGUUGUGGACCCUUGCCACUGGAGCCCAUUUGCCGGGGCCCAGAUGGCCGCUUUGUGAUGGGACCCACUGUGGCCCCUCCACAAGAAAAGUUAUGUCUGGAGCGGGCAGAACCUCAGACCUCAGCCAAACGCCUGGCCCAGUCCUUUGACUGUAGCAGUAGCAGCCCUAGUGGGGUACCACAGCCCCUUUGCAUUGCAGACAUCAGCCCUGUGGGGCCGCCUCCUGCAACCCCCCUACCAGGUCCAGGACCCCUGCUCCAGUACCUGAGCCUACCCUUCUUCCGGGAGAUGAAUGUCGAUGGGGACUGGCCACCUCUGGAGGAGCCUACACCUGCUCCACCUCCAGAUUUCACAGAGCCCUAUGCUCCUUCAUCUUUCCUUCCACCGCCUGACUCACCUCCCACAAACCUCAGGGCAGUGCUUCCUAGGACAAUAACGGGGGUGGGGGCCUCCUCAGAGCCUCCUUACACAGCUUUGACUGACUGGACACUGAGGGAGCGGGUGUUGCCGGGGCUUCUCCCUGCCGCCCCUCGUGGUAGCCUCACUAGCCAGAGCAGUGGGAGAGGAAGUGCUUCCUUCCUGCGGCCCCCCUCCACAGCCCCCUCUGCAGGGGGAAGCUACCUCAGUCCCGCUCCAGGAGACACCAGCAGCUGGGCCAGCGGUCCGGAGAGGUGGCCCCGGAGGGAACAUGUGGCGACAGUCAGCAAAAGCAGGAGGAACACAUCUGUGGAUGAGAACUACGAAUGGGACUCAGAAUUCCCCGGGGACAUGGAGCUGCUGGAGACUUGGCACCAGGGCUUGCCCGGCUCUCGGUCCCGCCCUGAACUUGAGCCAGAGUUAGGUGCGAAAACUCCAGAGGAGAGCUGCCUCCUGAACACAGGCCAUGCUUCUGGCCCUGAGGCCCGCUGUGCUGCCCUUCGGGAGGAAUUUCUGGCCUUCCGCCGCCGCAGAGAUGCUAGCAGGGCCCGGCUACCGGCCUAUCAGCAGUCCAUCUCCUACCCGGAACAGGCAACUCUGCUAUGAGCACAGUGUGAGGCUAGGAAAGGAUAUGGAUCUGCAGAGGAGGCCAAGACUCUGACUCCAAGCUCGGCCACUGCCUCUACCCCUUUGUGCCCAGGCAUAGACCCCUGAUGAUGGCCUGAGGGUAGGCUUGCGUGAGCUUGGUGUAGAAUGAAUGUA